Messenger RNA from Struthio camelus australis, 3426 nucleotides. NCBI's taxonomy places the organism in Eukaryota, Metazoa, Chordata, Aves, Struthioniformes, Struthionidae. The record is from RefSeq and is a predicted model, not a curated record.
GCCGCCUUCCUGCGGGGAGCGCUGCCAGCAGCAGAGGGGAGCGCGGAGCUGGGUCCCGCGAGAGCGCGGUCGGGUCUCGGUCUGCAGGAUGAAACAGGUGCGUAUUUAAUAGACAGAGACCCGACCUACUUUGGGCCAGUGCUGAACUAUCUCAGACAUGGGAAACUGGUUAUUAACAAGGACCUAGCUGAGGAAGGUGUACUGGAAGAGGCUGAAUUCUACAACAUCACAUCACUAAUAAAACUGGUAAAGGACAAAAUAAGAGAAAGAGACAGCAAAAUCUCACAGGUGCCAGUCAAACACGUGUACAGGGUGCUGCAGUGCCAGGAAGAGGAGCUCACUCAAAUGGUCUCCACAAUGUCUGAUGGCUGGAAAUUUGAACAGCUUGUCAGUAUAGGUUCCCAGUAUGGCUGUGGCCGGGCCCAGCAGUCAGAGUAUCUGCUGAUAGUGUCACGGGAAGUGAAAGGGGAAGAGAGAUGCUUCCAGAAAUGCUGCAGUGAGCUGGUUAGCAUUGGUUCUUCCUAUAACUAUGGCAAUGAAGAUCAGGCUGAAUUUCUGUGUGUUGUCUCAAAGGAAUUGCAUAACACUCCCUAUGGUACAACCAGUGAACCCAGUGAAAAAGCAAAGAUUUUGCAAGAAAGAGGUUCCAGGAUGUGAAGACAGUAUUGAAUGCUGAAGAUUUUUUCUCUUUUAUUCGAUGAUGCAGUGAAUUGUCACAUUGAAGAGGCUUGGCUGCAAAAGAAAAAAUCUGAUUUAGACAAUUUUCUGUUGAUCUGGGUUCAACCAUUUUUGCCUAUAAGCUAGUGUAAACUGGCUGGAAGCAUUGCACGAUUUCUUAAUGGGAAUAGAUGGUGUGAGAGUGUGUGUUAAGUUUUGGUUGUAGUGCAUGGUUUUACUCUUUUUAUGGGCUGACUGACACUGGUCAUUUGAAAAGAAGUGACCAUGCACUCAUAUUUUCCUCUGAGACAUGUAGCACUUGUGCCUGGUGCUGGAUGACACAAUGUCGAUCAGUUUGAAGAGUUUUUCUUACUAAUCAUUGUAAACAUUUAAAGGACAAUGUAACUGGUGCUACACACAGACACACACACAGACACAAACACACACACAGACACACACACACACACACAGACACACACACACACAGACACAUUACAGCCCACAAAUGCAAAUUUUUGGGCUUACAUUGUUUCAGCAUCUGUGGCAGCCCCAGGUGACUCUCUUAUACUGCACAUUCCUUAUGGCUCUGUGACAUAUUCUCUCAUAUAAGAACAGCCUAGGAGAACAACUGAAACUAGCACAUAAAAAGCUACACCACAGACAAAAGGUUUCUCUGAAGGAAAGGUGUAUAUAUUGACUGGGUUUAUUGCAUAUUUUAAUACCCAAAGGGAAGACUAAACUCAGAAAAUGUCUUUCAUCUGAGUCAUUCUUGAUGUUCCUUCUGUCAAAAGUCUCCUCCUGCAAAAGUUAUGCUCCAGUCUUAGCCGGAUGUUUGGAAAGGGAAUCGAAAUUCACUUGAAAUGAACAACUGAACAUUUUGUUUCUUUUGAAAUGUUUGUAGUCAAAUGUUUGUUUAUACUUUUAAAAAUGCCUGCAAGUGUUGAUCUCUCUGGAUUUUGGUAGAGAUUUUUGAGAGCUGGAGGUUGUACAGUAAUAUGACUGUCUAGCCCUAGAUUCUUAUCUCUAUGACUGGGAUUAAGAUCAACCUUGAGUGUGAACACAAGAUCAUCCAAUUAAAAAUCUUAAUUACUUUGGAUAUUCAGGAUACUUACAAUCAGUCUAUCUUUCUAUACUGUUUCAACUAUGCAGGUAAAGAACACUGUUUGAAAACAUCUGGUACAACUUUACUAGGUUAUGUCCUUGAUAAAGGCUAAUACUCAAGACUGGAGCUUUUUAUUACACUAUGUUUUAAGCAAAAUCUUCAGCACAUCUUUGAAACACAAUGAAAUUGAUAGUAUAAAACUCAGCUUCAUUGGCAUACAUAGCUGAAAGUGGCAGAAAAGAGUUUCAAAAAGCUAUAAGUUUGUUUAGUAUUCUAAAAACAUUAAAGCUUUCAUUCUCAGUAACUUCAGAAUUUAUGCAUAUACUCUAGGUAAUCCUUUACACAAAAACUUGAUCGUCAAGCACCUAGGGUCUGCCUAUUUUUUUUUAAACUUACUGUACAUUGAUAAAAGUUGGGCAGAAAUAAUUUGUAAAACCAUUUCUACAGAGCAGGUUAAGCAACGGGCUAAAUGUUUUGUCCAUGCAUCUAAUGCUAGAAAGCAUUAAUGCAUUUUGCCACUUGGAUGUGGUCUGCACAGAAAGCUGCUGGCCCCUCCGCAACAACACGUAAAAUGUUUGUCUUUUUUUAAGAUGUUAAAACUGAAUUGAAUUUACUAAAGUGUAAUUGUGUAGGGGAAAAUGUUUAUACUUUUAUACUUUUUUAGGCACCCGUAUUUUAUCAGCUUAAAUUUAGCACCCAAAUUUCCCCUAAAUAGUAACAGAUAAUCUUGUGUAUUUGAAAAUAAGCAUAACACUUGUCUAUGUUAACUGCAUAUUAAAACAUUUCCUCUGCUGCAGUAGUCGCUGUGUUUUUAGGCAGUAUGACUCCAUCCUAUUCUCUGGGCACUCUAGCUCAUGGAAGUGCAGCCAACCAGGUUUCUUGUUCUUUACUCGCUGUGCUCUACGGAGUAAUUCAGCGUUGGCCUAAGUAGAUUUUAAUACCUAAAACAACUGUACAAUAAUUGUUCUGAAUCUGCAUUUGUGUUUUCUGUCUUAUUUAACACAAAAAGACAGACUGUUUUAUUUCAUCAACUGAAAGAAUGACAGCAGCAAAGCAUGAGUAACAAACUGAGCAAACUGAACAAAUUUAGAGUAUGUAAAAGGGUUUUUUGUCUUUUUUGGUUUUGUUUUUUAAGUAUGGCUUUUUCACUGGAAUAUUUUUGAUUGAACAGUGUGCUUUGUGGUGAGAUUACCUGCAAUCUAAUUUAUGUUGUAUCCCUGUUGUAGCAAAUUUGGGGGAAAUAAGGGGUUAAUCAUUUUGCACUUUGUUUCCAAUACCUCACAAAGAUCUUAAGCAAAAAAAGAAAACUUUAAUAGGCAGGUACCUUGUAAAUGAUUUUAUAUGCUAUUGUAUGAGACUGCCAGAACUAACUACUCUCCUGUUCUUGCUAUUGUCAGUUACUUUAUUAUUUUUUUCUUUUUUUGAACAUCUGAGGCUUUCAGAUAGCUGGAAGUGCUAUCACAUGCCUCUUUCAAGGCAUUAGGUAUUGAUCCCUAGAGAAGUUUGGUUUCUUUUUAUUUGAAUCUUGUAAUUUCUAAUAAAAUUAACUACAUUAACAAGGUAGUCGCAUUAGAGUUCAAUCUACAUCAUCAAGUUUUGCGUACAUUGCUUUUUGUCAGUUAGCAUCUUGCAGGAUGAGGAAAUUUACCAAUAUAAUUUAAACUGGA